Messenger RNA from Umbelopsis ramanniana AG, 1105 nucleotides. RefSeq lists its product as uncharacterized. The transcript is spliced from 4 exons. NCBI's taxonomy places the organism in Eukaryota, Fungi, Mucoromycota, Umbelopsidomycetes, Umbelopsidales, Umbelopsidaceae. The record is from RefSeq and is a predicted model, not a curated record. The coding region runs from base 26 to 874 and encodes 282 amino acids.
AACGGCUGAACCAUUUGACCUAGCCAUGGCCGACAAGGAAUUACCAAUGCCGUCAAGGCAAAAGGACCUAUAUGAUAACUGGAAAGUCUACUCUCAAAGCGACAAGCUCAUGUUUCGCUGCAGCAAAAAAAAAGCAGAUUGGUACCUUAGUCGGGAUCUAGCUGCCUUACUUCCGGAAGACAAGGCAAUAAAGCUUUCAUUUGUGGCCAAAGGAGAUGGACACGCUGAAGGAGAUUAUAUGGUUGAGGACAAGGCUAACAUUUGUGUUAGCUGUGGGACGUCCAAAGCUCUCACCUUGCAUCACAUUGUCCCAGAUAUGUACAGAAGAUGGAUGCCAGAGGUCAUAAAGUCUAAAUCGAGCCGGGAUUUGGUUGUGUUGUGCAAGAACUGUCACUUGAAAUAUGAACAGCAGGCGGAUAAAUACAAGGAAUGCAUUGCUGCAGAAUACGACAUGCCUCUGGAGGGUCGUGGUUGGAUUUUGACGCCCGAUAAUAGUAUUGUACGAAAAGCGGCUUCAGCUGUGGCCAAAUAUCGCGACGGGAAAUUGCCACUUAUACCGUUGGAUCGAAUACAACAUCUUCAUAAGGUUGUGGAUGACUGGCAACUUGAACAGGGAAUGAGCGGUUCUAAAGACGAGAUAUUGGAAUGCGCCUUGCAGUUGACAGAUAGGCAUAAAGGGGUUCAUUUUGUUGACCAUGGCCAAUAUGUUGUGGCUCAGCUCAUGGAGGAUGAGAUGGUGAUACAAAACAAUAGAACGAGGUGGCCGGAUCUUGAAGAUUUUGUGAAAAGCUGGCGUAGACAUUUCCUCAAAUACUGCGAUUGCGACUAUCUAAGCGAAAAAUGGAGCGUUGACGCAGAUGUAUAUGUACAAUAGUUGCUGGCUUAAUCCUCAAAUCCAAAUGUUAUAUAAUCACUCUGUAUAUAUUUACAUCCAUACUUCCAUGGUAACCUCAUCAUGCCACAGACAAGUAAAGUUUAUCGGCACGAUACCAUUGUUUCCAUUUGCGGCAAUGCCGUUGUCGAUACAUAGAACGUUAUUUUGGUGUUUGACAGACCAUUUUGCCAAAAGACUUAGAAUAAAAUGAACAGCCAUGCACAUUGAAAU